This is a messenger RNA of Vitis vinifera (wine grape), 1349 nucleotides long. RefSeq names its product WD repeat-containing protein VIP3. The coding region runs from base 161 to 1126 and encodes 321 amino acids. Gene Ontology annotation, molecular function: protein binding. Lineage: Eukaryota; Viridiplantae; Streptophyta; Magnoliopsida; Vitales; Vitaceae. Gene Ontology annotation, cellular component: Cdc73/Paf1 complex. The record is from RefSeq and is a predicted model, not a curated record. The transcript has 2 exons.
AAAAUGGGUUAAUCAUGAAAGAGUUAGAUUAGAAAAAUACAAUUGUUUCCAAAAAUCAAAAUCCCAGUCACCAAUGCAUAAACAAAACGAUUCCAAAACCUCCAAAGAAGAAAGAACAAUUUUCUAGGGUUUUGUUCAGAAAUCCAAAACCCACCAAGCCAUGAAACUCGCCGGCCUGAAAUCCAUCGAAAACGCUCAUGACGAAUCGGUGUGGGCCGCCGCAUGGGUUCCGGCCACCGAAUCCCGACCGGCGCUCCUCCUCACUGGCUCUCUCGACGAGACCGUGAAGCUCUGGAUGCCUGACGAGCUCGUCCUGCAGCAAAACAACACUGGCCACUGCCUCGGCGUUGUCGCCGUUGCUGCUCACCCAUCUGGCAUCAUCGCCGCCUCCGCUUCGUUGGACAGCUUCGUUCGCGUUUUUGAUGUCGAUACCAAUGCUACAAUUGCCACUCUGGAAGCUCCUCCCUCUGAAGUGUGGCAAAUGCAGUUUGAUCCUAAGGGUUCUAUUCUAGCAGUUGCAGGUGGGAGUAGUGCAUCAAUCAAACUCUGGGACACUGCCACAUGGAAACUGAUUGACACCCUGGCCAUACCUCGUCCAGAAAGCUCUAAGCCAACCGAUAGAGGUGGCAACAAGAAAUUUGUCCUUUCAGUUGCAUGGAGUCCUGAUGGGAGACGACUGGCUUGUGGCUCAAUGGACGGCACCAUUUCUAUAUUUGAUGUAAACCGUGCCAAAUUCCUUCAUCACCUGGAAGGUCACUACAUGCCCGUGCGAUCUCUCGUGUAUUCCCCUGUUGAUCCUAGGGUACUCUUUUCGGCCUCAGAUGAUGGCCAUGUGCACAUGUAUGAUGCUGAGGGAAAGAGCCUGAUUGGAGCCAUGUCAGGUCAUGCAAGCUGGGUGUUGAGUGUGGAUGUGAGUCCAGAUGGGGCAGCAAUUGCCACAGGUUCAAGUGACAAGACUGUAAGACUCUGGGACCUUAACAUGAGGGCCGCUGUGCAGACAAUGAGCAACCAUGCUGACCAGGUGUGGGGCGUGGCAUUCCGUCCACCAGGGGGAGCUGGUGUUCGGGCUGGUCGACUUGCAAGUGUAUCAGAUGACAAGAGUAUAUCACUGUACGAUUACUCCUAAAGAUGGUGGACUGUUGGGUCAGAGAACAUUGAUGACUGGUCUUCAUUUCAGGUUUUCCCCCCUCUUUCUUUUUAAAGCUUCCAGAAUUUAUCGGGAAAAGCUAGUGUAGGAUGCCUUAACCUAUUUUAUCUCAAGAAAAUGCUUGGUUCUUGUAUCUAAAUCUUUGUUAUACUCAUCCUCGUGGCAGGAUUUUUUAAUCAAAUACUUGACCGGUCCUUCAACA